Brugia malayi is the source of this 933-nucleotide messenger RNA. It is a transcript of the gene Bma-nubp-1, whose product is annotated as Mrp-family putative nucleotide-binding protein F10G8.6, putative. Gene Ontology annotation, cellular component: cytosol. The coding region runs from base 1 to 933 and encodes 310 amino acids. Gene Ontology annotation, molecular function: ATP-dependent FeS chaperone activity; ATP binding; 4 iron, 4 sulfur cluster binding. The record is from RefSeq and is a predicted model, not a curated record. Gene Ontology annotation, biological process: iron-sulfur cluster assembly. The transcript has 5 exons. Lineage: Eukaryota; Metazoa; Nematoda; Chromadorea; Rhabditida; Onchocercidae.
AUGAAUGAUGUCCCUGAAAAUGCGAACGAAGAUUGCCCCGGCGCAACAUCCGCAGAUGCAGGGAAGGCUUUUUCUUGUACUGGCUGUCCGAACCAGACACUGUGUGCGUCUGGUGAAAUAAGAAGACCAGAUAGUGAUCUUUUGGCAGUUACAGAUCGUUUAAAAAAUGUUAGACACAAGAUCCUAAUACUUUCUGGAAAGGGUGGUGUUGGAAAAAGUGCUGUAGCUGCUAAUUUGGCUAGAGCUCUGGCAGUGAACGAUAAAAUACAGGUUGGACUUUUGGAUAUAGACAUUUGCGGACCAUCACAAGCGCGGAUGCUGGGCGUUGAACAAGAAAGCGUUCAUGAGAGUGGUGAUGGUUGGUGUCCUAUUGUUGUAAAAGAUAAUCUUAUAGUAAUGAGCAUUGCAUUCUUAUUGCAAAAUAGAUCCGAAGCAGUUAUUUGGCGAGGAGCGCGGAAAAAUGCUUUGAUAAAGCAAUUUUUAAAGGAUGUAGACUGGGGAACUUUGGAUUACUUGUUGAUCGAUACACCUCCCGGCACCUCGGACGAGCAUAUCUCCAUUGUUCAAUUUCUUCUACAAGCAGGUUCUGUAGAUGGUGCGAUUAUAGUAACCACACCUCAAGAAAUAUCAUUACUUGAUGUCCGCAAAGAAAUUAAUUUCUGUCGGAGAACAAAAAUUAAUAUAUUGGGAAUAGUCGAAAACAUGUCUUCAUUCAUUUGUCCCUGUUGUUCGAACGUUUCACAACUUUUUCCACGCACAACUGGUGGUGCAGAAAUGAUGUGCAAUGAAUUAUCAGUCCCUUUACUUGCUUUAUUACCUUUCGAUAGCCACAUGGCUAAGUGUGCUGAUUCAGGAGAGGAUUACUUUGAAAAAUAUCACAAUUCUGCUCUAGCUAAAGAAUUUGAAAAACUUGCGCAACUCAUCUCUAAAUGA